Molecule: messenger RNA, 1140 nt
Organism: Hirundo rustica (Barn swallow)
Lineage: Eukaryota; Metazoa; Chordata; Aves; Passeriformes; Hirundinidae
Exons: 10
Coding region: 46-1140 (364 amino acids)
Source: RefSeq, a predicted model, not a curated record
AUCUGGCUGUUUUUCUUACUGUUCUGGCUGGGACAAGGGAGGCGGAUGGCUCCCCCAGGUUUUGUAGAGAGCAGUUGCCGCUCCAGAAUUUUUUGGAUGAAACUGAAUAAACUCUUGCUCCAGGGAAAGUUCUUCCAGCUGGAGAUCUAUGAUCCUUAUUCUGGCCCAGUUCUGCUGGAUGAGAAAUUAGCAUCUCGCUGUGGCUAUGUCCUGUCAGAAGACGUGUGGGGCAAUCCCGUCCUCCGCGCGUCGGUGCUCGGCUGUCAUGUGGCCAAUGAGGCAGAUGAGCUGUUUUCACUGACGGUGAACAUCAAGGUCUCCUCAUUCUCAAGCAUGAGGGCAGCUGUCACCUACGCCUACCCUAUGUAUUGCUCCCAUGCAUCCUGGGCUUCAAGAGAAAUUGUGUGUGAAGAAAACUACAUGGAGGUGUCAGUGAAGACUGAUGUCCCAGCAGUUUCAAACGACUACACCGUAGCAUGGAUGUCAGCACUGCCAGAGACUCAAAAUGUUGCAUACCAGCAAUGGCAACUGAUGUUUGUUUCUCCAUCAGGGAGAAAGAGAAUAACAGUAAGUGAUGCAGUAAAACUGGGCUACAGCUUCAAUAACACCCUGUCCCGAGUGUACCUGCGAGCGCCCUACCACAGCAACGAGUCUGAUGUCAGCCUGGUCAGUGGUGUAAAUAUGAACAUGAUCACUUCCACUUCCAUGUACAGGCAGCGGUGGCUGCUUUUGCUGAUUGACACAACUGUCUCCUGCCCUGUUGAUGGCAUCAGCUUCACCGAUACUACGCUGACAUGGACUGUGCCAAGAGUUAUCCCCACACUAGUGGUCCAGGAAUCCACCUUUCUGUCUAAAAGCAUUGUAAUGGGAGUGGAUGAUCAAAUCAUAGUGAAUCCAGAGGAGAUGAACUACUUACUGGAGCACAAUGAGACACACAUCAGAAUAACCAUCCCUAUUGGAGCAGAAGGAGGCAAGCUAGAGAGCUCCAUAUCUGGUGGUGUAUAUGGAGUAAUUUACUGUAUUGACCUGUUCCUGGAGCACACGUGGACAGAUGCAGGUGGGCAAACCACGAAGUAUACAGUCAUCAAAUCCAUCACCACACCUUUCAUGCCACAAAUACCAACAGUUAUCAACACUUGA